Hemiscyllium ocellatum (epaulette shark) is the source of this 2438-nucleotide messenger RNA. RefSeq names its product zinc finger protein 664-like. Bases 236 to 1423 code for a protein of 395 amino acids. The record is from RefSeq and is a predicted model, not a curated record. Gene Ontology annotation, molecular function: DNA-binding transcription activator activity, RNA polymerase II-specific; RNA polymerase II cis-regulatory region sequence-specific DNA binding. Lineage: Eukaryota; Metazoa; Chordata; Chondrichthyes; Orectolobiformes; Hemiscylliidae. Gene Ontology annotation, cellular component: nucleus. Gene Ontology annotation, biological process: regulation of transcription by RNA polymerase II. The transcript is spliced from 3 exons.
UGCGCGAUGCAGGAAGACAAGGGGUAGUGGUCGGCGGUCGAUGUUAAAUCCGUGAAGCUGCAGCCUUUCCUUGGGAUUGGGGGGUCUCAGCAGAUUGGAAGCCUAUUCAAGAAAGUAGAAAAGGAGAAAACAGGAAACUUCGGGCCUUGCAUCAGUGACUGCAAACUCCUGGUAUCUAUUCAUAUGGAAGCCUAAAGUCACAGUAUAAUUGGACAGAGAGAUUCUGACAGUACCAAUGGAGAACACACAAGAAUCAAACUCUGCUCUUCAGUCAACUGAAAUCUGCCAAAAGGGGCCCACAUUGAAUAUUUCUAAAAGGCCCGAACGCCGUCAGCGUUCCCGAGAUAGACUGAAACUCUUUAUCUGCUCUGAAUGUGGUAAGAGCUUUAACAAAUACUCGCACCUCAAAUUGCACCUCUUGGUCCAUACAGGAGAGAAACCUUUCAAAUGUCGAGUCUGUGAUAAGGAAUUCAAUCAUCCAUCCAGCCUUCGUAAGCAUGAGAUCACACACACGGGAGAGAAGCCAUUCAAAUGCUCCGACUGUGGAAAAAGUUUUAAUGACUCAUCAAAUCUGUCUCGGCACAAACGCAUUCAUAGUGGUGAGAAACCAUUUAAGUGUAACAUGUGUGACAAAGGAUUUACUUAUUCUCACCAUCUUGUAUCGCACCAACGCACACACACAGGAGAGAAGCCAUUUCAAUGCACAACAUGUGGGAAAGAGUUCAGUCAAUCAUCCACACUGGUGAUGCACAAACGAACUCAUGCUGACAAGAGACCAUAUAAAUGUGGAACAUGCGGGAAGGGCUUUCAGUUGUCACGCCAUUUGGUGGCUCACCGUCGCACACAUGCAGGAGAAAAAGCAUUCCUGCAUGAGAAGGAGUUCAAGCAGGAUUCUGGUUUAAUGAAACAUCAGCGGAUUGAUACAAAAGAGCUGCCAUAUAAAUGUACCUUCUGCAGCAAAACGUUCCGUCAAUCUCACAACCUAAUGGUCCACAAGCGUGUACAUAUGGUCAAGAAGCCAUAUCAGAUCUCCACACGCAGGCAGGAAUUCAACCAGCAAUCAUCCCACGUGAAGAAUGACCAUACGCACACAGAAGAGAAGCCAUAUUUAUGUUCUGCUUGUGAAAAGAGGUUCAAGGGCUCCAGCAUUUUAGUGACACAUCACACUAACACCGAUGACAGUUCUUGUCACUGUGUUGGAUGUGGAAAGGUCUUCAAAAACUCAUCCAAUCUUAUCCAGCAACAGCUCAAAGAAGAUGACCACACAAACAUACUAGGUGUGAGAAGGGCUUCAAGCGUACACGCAAAUCACAUGUGUGAUGUAUUGAGCCAUCAGAAUGUCCAUGCAGGAGAGACUCCGUUCAAAUAUACAAGAUGUCGGAAAAGCUGUAAAACUCCUCCAUCUGUCACAUCACCAGUGUAGCCACAGUUCCUGAGAUCUUGUCCUCUUCUCUUCCUCUCUUCAUUACACACAAGAUUAAAAAAAAGUUUUGGAUAACAACUUCAGCCCUUUAAUCAUUUCAAUCUCCUAUUCGUACUUUUAAGCUUGAUGGAAUGCGUAUUGCAGUGUGCCACUUGAAGGAGGUGCUGAUGCAUUACAAUUUGUUGGCUAAGACAAUUUUGAGUACAUCUAGUGGGUAUCCAUACUCGUAUCAAUGCCUUUUUGGAAGUUGCUUUCAAAGUGACAUUUCAGAUCAGAACCUCUGGGACCAAUUUAAGAAUUUUAUCAAGUGGAGAAUCAUUGCAUCAGAAUGUCAGUUAAAAAUUGAGAUUUUCUGAUGUCUUCCAAGGCAUUGUCCAAAUAAAGAACAACGUAAUGGAGCCCAAUUUGUUGCUCUAUGGUAUAGAGUCUAAAGCACUUGGAGUUCAGGAGGUGAGAGCUGACAGAUAUCCAGAAAAAUUAUUAACUCAGUGGACAGACCUUUUUCAUUGCAAAGACAUUCACGGGUGGGCAGACAUUUUUGUGUAAGAUUUUCAGCAUUGACCUGACAUCACCAUGUCCUGCUAUAUUUUCUGUCCAGACAGGAUUGGGCUUCUGGACCAUCUCUCACAGGCGCAAGGAAAUUCAGAGUCUUUGUUUUGUACAUUUGGUUUUCAUACAACAACAUUUAUAUGUUUAUAUUGGCAAACCAACUAGAGAUAUGGAUCCCCAAUCUCCUUCCCAAGUCUGCCAAUAUCAUAUUCUUCAAAUUCUUUUUUUCUGAUUUAAUUAAUACCAUUGAGAAAUGCAGGAAGGCAGAAUCUUCAAAGAAAUGUCAGCAGAUUGACCUCACAUUUUGAUAUCAAUAAGCAAUUGGAAAAAUUGGACUGAAGGCAGCAUAGAAUGCUUCCUGUGUGGUAAGCUAAUUCAACACAGAUCAGGAGCCACUAAUGACUAAAAAAUGUUUUAUGAAACUCAAAAAUGUUCUCCCUUGAAAUAAAGCAAGUUUAGAAAGCCA